Messenger RNA from Thunnus maccoyii (southern bluefin tuna), 4339 nucleotides. It is a transcript of the gene l3mbtl1b, whose product is annotated as L3MBTL histone methyl-lysine binding protein 1b. Gene Ontology annotation, molecular function: zinc ion binding; protein binding. Gene Ontology annotation, biological process: regulation of DNA-templated transcription. The record is from RefSeq and is a predicted model, not a curated record. NCBI's taxonomy places the organism in Eukaryota, Metazoa, Chordata, Actinopteri, Scombriformes, Scombridae. The transcript is spliced from 22 exons. Bases 464 to 2989 code for a protein of 841 amino acids. Gene Ontology annotation, cellular component: nucleus.
UGAUUUAAAACGGCGAGAAUAAAUCGUUUUUCAAGUUUCUAUUGGAAGAAAUUAAUCAAGCAACAAUGUUGAAGCUCGUAACAGUAGCGCGAUGUUAUUGUCAGUCUGUCUGCUAUUGUGUGAAAUAUUGGUGUUUUGCAAAAUGCCCUUUCCUAUUGUUAUUAACCGGGAAACUUAUUUAUUACAGAUUGUCCUUAGCUGGUUGCAUCCAGUCACAAUGCUACGGCUAGCCCCCUAGCAAUCCUCCGUCCACUUGAACGGAGUGGAGCUAGCUGGGCUAGCUUCAUGUCAGCGCUAGCUAAACCUGGGCUGACAUUCCGUGACAAGGGGAAAGUGAAGAAAAUAACCAGAGUGAAGGAAAACACCAAGUCAGGAAAUUACACAGCAAGCAUGUGCUUUUGUUCGACGCGUAGCGGCUUUGCGUGCUUUGUUUAAAUAGGUUGGGGAUAUCAGAGGAGUGGGAAUGACUGACACUCCACCCAGUGAUGGUCCCUCCCAGGGAGCUGAGUUUGACAUGAUGGGUGCUCUGGACUGGAAGGAUGGUAUUGCCACAUUGCCAGGCAGUGACAUCAGGUUUCGCAUGACAGAGUUUGGUACUCUGGAGAUUGUCACAGACCUUGAGGUCAAAGGACAGGAGGCAGAGCCUAAAUGUGAGACCUUGGACCCAGCACCUUCUCACAGUCCCACCCCUCCACCAGAGGGCCAAUCACAGACUGGCACAGCCGCAGCUCCGGCCAAUCAGAGUCAGUCAGGAUCAUCUCAAGGUAAAGCUCCUGGUCCUGUUCUCCUGUCUUUAGAGGAGGGCCCCAGUAUGGAGGGCCCCAGUGUGGAGGUUGGUCCAAGUGUUGAAGUUGGCUCCAGUGGUGUCAUGGGCUCAAACAGGGACCUGGCAAGGUGCAGGGCCUGUGGUGGGCAUGCUCCCCGGGCUGCCCUCCUUCAGGGCAAGUUCUGUAGCUCCAUUUGUGCCCAGCCCUCCAGUGGCAGAUCAUCUCCAGGGGAAGCACGGGAGAGUCAGGCAGUUGAAGGUGAGAGGCUGGGUAAACGUGUGCGCAAAAAGAGGAAGAUCUAUAUGGAUUCUGGUGAUGAAGAGGAAGAUAACCAAGAGGAACCAGAGGAAAAAGCCAAGACGACCAAAGGCAGGAGAGGUCCCAAAAUUGCCAAACUUGUGACUGCCGCGCCCAAUAAGAAACGAGCGUGGAGCUGGCCUGCUUACCUGGAAGAGGAGAGGGCCAUUGCUGCUCCUGUCAAACUAUUUAAAGAGCAUCAGUCAUUUCCUCAAAGCAGAAACAGUUUUAAAGUGGGAAUGAAGCUGGAGGGUCUGGACCCGUGUCACCCGUCUCUGUUCUGUGUGCUCACUGUUGCAGAGAUUCAAGGCUAUAGGGUACGGCUCCACUUUGAUGGCUACCCAGAAUGCUACGACUUCUGGGCCAACGCCGACUCGUGGGAUAUGAAACCUGCAGGCUGGUGCGAGAAGAAUGGACAUAAGUUAUUGUUGCCUAAAGGUUGUAAGGAUGGAGAGUUUAAUUGGAGCAUGUAUGUGAAGAACUGCAGGGGUCAGCUGGCCCCCAAACACCUUUUCAAGAGCCUAAACACAUCUGUGACUCCGUCUGGAUUUCGAGCGGGGAUGAAGUUGGAGGCAGUCGACCGGAAGAACCCUUCGUUGAUCUGUGUAGCAACCAUCGCAGCUGUAGUUGACAACAGGCUGCUCAUUCAUUUUGACAACUGGGAUGACACAUAUGAUUACUGGUGUGAUGCUAGCAGUCCAUACAUCCAUCCUGUGGGUUUCUGUGAAGAGGCCGAGCUAACUCUGACCACUCCAGCUGGUAAGACACAGACCAAGACACACGUGGAAUAUAAACAACCUAAGAGUUUCUCAUGGGAGAAAUAUCUGGAAGAGACGGGCACGCAGGCUGCUCCUGCUCGGGCUUUCAAACCGCGGCCUCCACACGGCUUCCAGAUUGGGAUGAAAGUGGAAGCUGUGGAUAAAAGGAACCCCAUGCUCAUCCGUGUAACAACUAUAGCAGACACAGAGGACCACCGACUGAAGAUCCACUUUGAUGGCUGGAGUUCAGAGUACGACUACUGGGUGGAGACAGACUGCCCUGAUCUGCACCCUGUAGGGUGGUGUCAGAAAACUGGACACCCUCUACAAUAUCCUAACGGCUCCAGUGAUGUAUUGAGUGCCCCAGGGCAAGGAUGUCCUACUCCAGGAUGCAACGGGGUCGGCCACAUCAGAGGACCUCGCUAUGGGACCCACUACACUCAGGUGAGCUGUCCCUACUCGGAAAUGAAUCUGAACAAAGAGGGCUUGCUGCCAGACCGUCUCAGCGGAGAGCGACCUCUCACCCUCAGUGGACCUCAUCCCCGCGGGCGACGCCCUGACCCUCACACAAACACUACUACGCAGACCUCCUCAACGCCAGAUCAGCCUGAAGGAGCUGAAGACUCCCAGAACAGGAAACCAGUGACCGUGGAAGCUGAGCGUUCAGGACGCAAUAGCCAGUCAGAGCCACCAGGCGCCGCCAGUGAGCAAAGCCAAAAUGGAACCAGACCUAAAAGGACUGCUCCAGUUCCCAAAUACCUGAAAAUGCACUAUGUUAAAGAGGAAAUUGGUGAUGGUAAAGCCUCGCCAGACGCCAUCUCUCUCCAGCAGGCUCUCCACGAGUCUGUGUUUUCCCCCGGCAUCUCUGCCUCUCCCCCCCACCGGGUGGCUCUCUGCUGGGACAAACACUGCCAGCUGCUGCCUGAGGUCCUGGGGCUGACUGCCAAGAGAGUGGCCACAUGGAGCGCUGAGGAGGUGGCUGGUUUUGUCAAAGGACUCCCAGGAUGUAAAGAACAUGCUGCUACAUUUAAAACAGAGCAAAUAGAUGGCGAGGCCUUCCUGCUACUCACCCAAUCAGACAUCGUGAAGAUUCUGUCAAUCAAGUUAGGUCCAGCCCUGAAGAUCUACAACUCCAUCCUCAUGCUGAAGAACGCCGAUGAAGAAUAAGGGGGGGGGGGGGAGGGGGUCGCGCCCUCCAGGCUGUUCCCUCAGCUCCGGCUUCAUCGACACUCAGCGAAAGACGUUUGACAAAAUCAGCCAGAACGGGUUUCAUCUCGUUGAGCUCUGUGACGGCGCAGCGAGACAAGAGAAACAAGCGGAAAAGCCGUCAACUUUAAAACGUCCAUCUCUUCAUCCCCUCUGCUUUCCUCUCUCCAUGAUGGACACCCCUGAGGGAGAGUUUUACAUGACACCAUGUGGAUUCCUUAACUUAUAUCGUGUUUGUUUACUGAAUCAUAAAAAAAAACUACAGGCACCUUCAAGGCUUCUUAGCAUUGUACAGUUUGUGAAUUGGAUUUAGUGUCACUAUUCUGUUGCUUUUCCCUUUUUUUUUUAUUUAAACUGUAAUGAAAUGGUGCUUGAGCUCAGAGCAGAUGGAACAAGCAUCGUUGUUGCUUUUACUCAGCAACAAAUUUUUUUCUUUUCUUUUUAAAGCUGCAAAAUACAAUCGUGAGGUGGAGAGAGGUUUUUGUUUUUUGUUUCUUUUUUAAAAAUGUGAAACCCAGUGGAGCAGAAAGCACUAUGUAGUUCAGCCUUUCUCCUCUAGAUGGAGAGAGCGAGCCACUCCACAGGCCCAGAGGCAGAGAGUUUUGAUCAUUUCGAGUUUGCUGAAGCUUACAUUGAAUGGGGGAUGGAAAAAACUGUGUGUGUGUGUGUGUGUGUGUGUGUGUGUUUGUGUGUGUGUGUGUGAAUGUAAGAAAUGAGGGUGUAAUUUGUGGCAAGCAGGGCUAAGGGCUAAUUGUUAAAUCAAGGAAAAUUACAGUUUUUUUAUGGUGGAAUGAGACAACGAAGCAGCUCUGGUCUUCUUUGUCUGCAUGUCUUUGGGGGGAAACAGCAAAUGAAUAUGAAUGUUAAAAAACAGCUUUUAGUUGUUUUGUUAUUGUUUCCUUGACUCCUUAUCUUGUUUGUUUCAAAUAACCUCCUGUCAUUCACAUUGUAAAUAGUAUACAGCUACAAAAGGACUGUCCUCGCUCCCUACAAGAUUUUACUCCUGCUCGGUUAUGCAAAGGCUUGACAUCUGUCGACAGGAAAGGACAUUGUGACAGUGAACUGAAAAUACGAGCCUCGAUUCAUACGUAGAUUUUGAGAAAAAAAGCAAACAAAAAAAAACAAAACAUUGUUAGUGUCUUUGUAAAUCAGUGAGUUGGAAUGUGUACAUCAGCAACUGUUUAUAUGCAAACAGCUUUUAUUUAUGUAUCUAAUUUAAGGGGUAAUGGUACGCUGUUUUGGCUCCGAGGUAGCUGUGGCUGUUUGGUGGUGUGUGUGUGUGAAUGAGUGAAAUAAAUGAGAUGCACACUG